Messenger RNA from Rhizophagus irregularis DAOM 181602=DAOM 197198, 1943 nucleotides. RefSeq lists its product as uncharacterized. The record is from RefSeq and is a predicted model, not a curated record. Gene Ontology annotation, biological process: proteolysis. Lineage: Eukaryota; Fungi; Glomeromycota; Glomeromycetes; Glomerales; Glomeraceae. Gene Ontology annotation, molecular function: serine-type exopeptidase activity; dipeptidyl-peptidase activity.
CUUUAUAAUUUAAACUUUAUAUGUCACAUACCCCUGAAAAUUACUCUAUCGUACAACAAACCUUUUUCUAAAAAAAUGUAGAAAUUUAUAUAUUGUUUCCGGGUUUUAGAAUAAAUUAUAAAUACCUACCGAGAAAAAAAAAAUGUAUUCCAAAAAAAAUAAAAAUUUCCUAAAAAAAAAAAAUUAUUUUUUUUUCCCACUUUCUUCCAUCACACCCCACCCCUUCUUUGUAAAUCGUUGAAAAAAUAAAUGAUGAAAUAUUUUGUUUUAAUUUUCAUCAUCGCUACUAUCGUUAGUGGAUGUAGCGUUAAAGUAAAUGCUGCUUCAAUACUUUUUAAUUUACAUACUAGAUCGAUGCAAAGUCCGCAGGCCGGAACAAGUCCUAUAACAGAAGAUGGUCCACCUCAACCAACGGAAGUACCUUCAUCAUUACCAUUAUUUUAUUAUAACCAAACUAUCGAUCAUUUUAGCAAGAAUUCAGGAAAUUUCUUGCAAAGAUAUUAUGUAAAUUCAACUUUUUAUAAAGAAGGCGGUCCAAUAUUUCUUCACACACCUGGUGAAUCUGGUAUUAAUCAAAUAAUACCAACAAGUUCUUUUGUUAGUAAUUUAGCAGCAAGUUUUAAUGGAAUGUUGAUAAGCCUUGAACAUAGAUUUUAUGGUGAAAGUUAUCCACCAAUUAAUGAUUUGUCAACUCCAAAUAUGAAAUUUUUGACAAUUGAUCAGGCAUUAUCGGAUUUUGCAAAUUUCAUAAAAUAUCCACCAAAAGAAUUAAAUAUUACAAAAGAUUCUAAAUGGGUUAUGGUAGGAGGUUCAUAUGCAGGAAAUUUAGCUACUUGGAUGAGAAAAAAAUUUCCUAACCUUGUAUCUGCCGCUUAUGCUUCUUCGGCUCCAAUAGAAGCUAAAUUAGAUUUCUUUGAAUUUGAUCAAAGGAUAGCUAAAGCUUUACCUUGCGCACAAAAUAUUUCUGAUGCUUUUAGAUUUGUUUAUGAUCCUAUUUUAUUAUCCGGUAAUGAAACUGCCAUUUUAGGAUUAAAACAACAAUUCGGUUUAGAAAUGCUUGAAGAUAAUAAAGAUUUUGCUUCCGCUAUAAGUCAUCCAACUGCUAACAUUGUACAAAAUUAUGUUCAAUCUCCUGACAUACCUGAUCCUAUAUUGUCCGUUUGCACUCCAUUCUCUCAAGUUCAAUCAUCAUCUCCUGAAACUUCCGCUUUUAUUUAUGCUGAAGGUGUUAAAGCUUUUUUAAAUAUUACCGGUAUAAUAACUCCUGAGGAUAAACUUGCAAAAUUCGCUACAACUUCUAUAAAUACAAAAGAAAAAAAUGAUUUGGCUCCUUAUACUUAUCAAUAUUGUAAUGAAUUAGGUUAUUAUCAAACUUUUCCAAAAUCUUCUCCAAUAAGUACUCGUUCUCAAAUUAUAGAUAUUGAUUAUUAUCAAGGACAAUGUGAUUUCUUAUUUCCUGGAAUACCUUCUUCUCCAACAAUUAAAAAAACAAAUAAGAAAUUUGGUGGAUUCAAUGGUAAAUUCUCUAAAACUGUUUUUGUUAAUGGCGAUAUUGAUCCUUGGACAGCUUUAACUGUCAGUAGUGAAUCAGCUAAUCCAAAAGUAGAAAAAGAUACAAUCUUUCUUAUUAAAGGUGGUUCUCAUGUGACAGAUUUUGCUCCUCCUUCACCUUCUGAUUCUGAAUCAUUACAAGAAGCAAGAGUUUUUGUUUUUAAUACUUUAGUUAAAUGGUUGUAAUAAAAAAAUCUAUUAAAAUUAUAUUAGUAUAGUAAUAAAUAAAAAAGGUAAAGUGUGUGUAUGGGAAUAAUUUUAUUUAAUUUAUUUUGUAAUUUUUGUAUUUUAAUGUAAUUACUUCUCUUUUUGUUUUUUUUAAAAAAAAAAAUUAAUUUUUAUUGUCCAAUUAUUUAAUAAAAUAAUAAUUUACUAAAGUAUUAUAGCUAAUG